This is a messenger RNA of Gymnogyps californianus (California condor), 1062 nucleotides long. Its product is annotated as aquaporin-12-like. Gene Ontology annotation, biological process: transmembrane transport. Gene Ontology annotation, cellular component: cytoplasm; membrane. The record is from RefSeq and is a predicted model, not a curated record. Bases 157 to 1062 code for a protein of 301 amino acids. NCBI's taxonomy places the organism in Eukaryota, Metazoa, Chordata, Aves, Accipitriformes, Cathartidae. The transcript has 3 exons. Gene Ontology annotation, molecular function: channel activity.
CCCCGCAAAGGAGAGGGCAGCACGUGCGGCGUUUCCCAAGCCUGUCGGGCUGCGCCACGUUUGCUUACACACGGCUUUAUAAAGAGGAGGCGCAGAAGCUUUCUCUGCUCCUUCCCAGGGUUUGGUUCCGUCUCUCUCCCCCGCGUAGCCUUGGCUAUGGCUGGCCUGAAUGUCUCCAUUGCUUUUUUUUUCCUGGUGGUUGGGGUGUGCCAGGCGCUCAGGCGGCUUUCCAAGAGGCUUCUGUCUCCUGGAGCAUACGGCUGCCUUGCCAGAGAACUUGCUGGCUCGUUGCAGUUGUGCAUGAGCUGCCUUGAGCUGAGGAUGCUGUUGGAGAUCGGUCCGUGGGGCGGUGGCUUUGGCCCAGAUGUGGUCCUGACUCUGCUCUUCCUCCUCUUCGCGGUUCACGGCGCCUCUUUCGAUGGAGCAUCCGCCAACCCGACCGUCUCUCUCCAGGAGUUCCUGCUCCUCGAGUCCAACCUCGCAGCAACUGCUGCCAAGCUGCUGGCCCAGGGUGCGGGCACGGGGACGGGCUGGGCUGUCACCAAGCUCUACUGGUCCUGGGAGCUGACGCAUUUCCACCUCAUCCAGAACCUGAUAGCAUCAGAGUGCAGCUCCUCCAUCCACACGUCUCUGCACCACGGCGCCUUUGUGGAAGGCACCUGCUCUUUCCUUUUCCACCUUGUCCUUCUCAAGUCGCGCCAGAGUCACCUGAUGUACCGGGUCCCUGCCCUGGCAGUGACUGUUACCUUCCUGACCUACGCAGCCGGACCGUUCACGGGGGCCUUCUUCAACCCUGCCCUGGCCACGGUCACCACCUUCCACUGCUCGGGGAGCAGCUUUUGGGACUACGUCUGGGUUUACUGGCUGGGCCCCCUCGUAGGGAUGCUCGCUGCCCUCUUGCUGUACCAAGGCAACAUCCCACGACUCUUCCAGAAAAAUCUCCUUUACAGCCAGAAGAGCAAAUACAAGGUACCCAAGGCGAGGGUGGCGGCGCACGGAGACGGUGACGAGCCACGGCAGAAGAAGAAAAGGGAGAAGAGCAACUCCGAGCCUCGUGCCUGA